UGGGGUGAGGGGAAGAUGUUGUUAUUAUGUGGAACCUUUCUUCAGCCCAGCCUCAUUGCCUGCAUAUUCCACAUUCUGCUUGAGACACUGACUGCAGCUUAAAGAAGAUCUUGCUCCAAUGCUGGACUAACAUGUGCAAAAUUUACCACGGGGGUGUCAGGAAUUUCAAUCUUUGCUUCCAAAACAGACUGGCAGCCUAGGGGCCAAAGUAGGGAGUGAGCAGGAUCCCACACCGUUUUUUUUUGUUAUGUUGGUUGAACACUGCACCGGCAGUGUUACCGUCUUUAUUCUGAGUACUCCAUCUUUUCAUUGUGGUUUUCCAUCUCUCUUUAGUUCAACGUCUUCUGUGCUAAUAGUGGGAAUGCCUGAGAAAAAGUGAACAAGUGCAGCUCCCAAGGCAGGAAGGAGUGCAGGAUUAUGUUGGCUGCAACGAUCACAGCAGCGCUGAUCUAUUUUAUGGUGCAAAGCUCUGGAACCUUGGCCCUCGGUACAGCAUGUUGGGAUGAACGUCUGUCGCGAGCAGGGAGAAACAACAGCUGUGUGGCCUCACAGCCCUUCCUCAUAUUCGGCCAUGGGAAAGCUAUUCAUCGCAUGGACCUCGAUGGGAAGAACCAGAGAAGGCUUGUGGCUGGCGUGGGAAGCUCGAUCCUGCUGGACUUUCAUUUCAGAGAGGAGAGAGUUUACUGGGCUGACAAACACAGUGGGGUCAUCUACAAAGCAUCAGUGAGAGGAGUAAACAGACAGAAACUGUACUCAUCUGACAAACAUAUCUCGGGACUUGCGGUGGAUUGGGUUUGGAACAGUGUAUAUUGGACAAGUGGAGAAAAGGGAAAAAUCAAGAUAAUGGAUAUAAAUGGGAAAAAUGAAAGGACUCUUUUAAGACACUUGACCCAACCCAGUUGUAUAAACGUUGACCCCACUAACAGGUUUCUUUUUUGGCUGUCUGGCGGGAUGACUCCAAGUAUUCAGCGGUCUGAUGCGACAGGACAGAUGAAAACUACACUUAUUAAGAUAGCAGAACAACUGGAAGCACUGUCGAUUGACCGAGAGGAUAAAAGACUGUACUGGGUUCAGUUUGGUCUGCAAGGAGAAAGUGCCAUUGCCUCUUGUGAUUACAACGGGAACGUCCUGCACAUUAUAGAUACGCCCCUUCAAUCUCAGUCACUGGGGAUAUCAGUUUUUCUGGAGCACUUGUACUACACUGAUGCCGCAUCUCGGGUUAUUAAACAAGUCAACAAGUACACUGGUGGAGAGCCACUGACUGUUAACAUAAAACAAAUGGCAAAACCCCCAGUUGAUAUCAAGGUGGUACAUCCCCUCAACCAGCCAAUGGCAGACUCCCAAUCACCAUUUCCAGGUUGCGACGAACAGAGUGGAAAUUGCGUGAAUGUGUGUUCCAGUCUAGCCGAACAAGGGCCUUGCCAGUGCAGUGAAGGCUUUGCUCUCAGUAAGCAAGGCACUUAUUGUGAAGAUGUUAAUGAAUGUGCCCAUUGGAACCACGGCUGCUCUCUUGGUUGUGAAAACAUCCCAGGCUCCUAUUUCUGUACCUGCCCUAAAGGAUAUGCCCUCCUACCAGACAGGAAGACAUGUGGAGAGAUCGUACCAUGUGAAGGCAAUAUCACCAAGUGUGGCCAUGGGUGCCUGACAACAGACGAGGGUGCUGUCUGUGUGUGUCCAGAGGGAUCUUUACUGCAGGAGGAUGGUCGAGCCUGUACUGGCUGCUUGUCUGCAGACAGAGGGGGUUGCAGUCAGCUCUGUACUCCUGUCACCCCGACUAGGUGGCAGUGUGGUUGUCUGCCUGGCUACCAGCUCCACCGAGAUGGAAAGCGCUGCAUUGCCUCUGGACCACCACCUUAUCUGCUAGUUGCCAAUCUAGUGGAUGUAAAACAAAUUAAUCUUGAUGGCACUGGGGAUAAAGCCCUUGUGGAGGAGCCCCGAGGAACAAUCAUAGCUUUGGACUAUGACCCUGUCCAGAAUAAUGUGUACUUUGCUAGUACAAGCCAGAAGACAAUUGAGCGGGUUGAUUUGAACAGCGGGUUGAGGGACGUUCUCGUCUCUGAUGGUUUGGACUCUCCCGAAGGACUGGCGAUAGACUGGGUCCAUCGCAGGAUGUACUGGACAGAUAAAAGCCAGUCAACUGUUGACUGCAGUACCUUGGUUGGAUUGGACCAAAUAACCAUUGUAAGCAAAGGGCUAGAAAAACCAAGAGGAAUCGCAGUUCAUCCUUUGGCAAAGAAGUUAUUCUGGACUGAUAUAGGGGCCGUGCCUGUUGUGGAAAGCGCCUCUUUGGAAGGGAAAGACCGCUCUGUAAUCGCUAGCACCAACCUGGUGUCACCAAGCGGCCUGGCCAUCGAUUUCACAGAGGACCGUCUGUUCUGGUGCGACCAGAGGAGGGGCAUGGUGGAGAGUGCAGCUCUGGAUGGUUCAGAUCGACAGGUCCUGUUAGAGAACCAAGUAGGUCGGCCUUUUGACCUGGCAGUGUUUGAGGACAGGUUGUGGAUAUCUGAUCAGGAGCACCAGCAGCUGCGGAGCGUGCACAAGCGGACUGGGAGAAAACUGCAACGUAUCCAUGGCAACAUGGUCCAACCAGCAUCCAUCGUGGUGGUUCAUCCCCUUGCUAAACCAGGGGCCGACGUUUGCAUUUACCUAAAUGGAGGUUGUGCCCAGGUGUGUGAAAGCAAACUGGGAUUGGCCCACUGCUCCUGUCUGUCACACUUCCACCUAUCAGCUGAUGGAAAAGGUUGCUUGCCUGCCGACGCUUCGAAUGGGACAGCAGAAUCUGGAGACAGUGAAUCCACUGAAUUAACGUCUCUCAAAAACAAAACCUUCAACGAUGAGAGCGCCCCCCUGACAACACCUGGGCUGUCAGCCGGUAGAGCGGCGGCUGAUCUAGAAUCGGAUGUGGGCAGUGAGCCAACUCUCUUCACAGACAAGAUGGUUUCAGACCAGAAUGAGUGUUACUCGCUUCGCUGUGAUGUAAAUGCACAGUGCCUGCUCAGUGCUGGCAGCCCAAGCUGUCUAUGUCUAGACGGUUUUACAGGUGAUGGACACAUGUGUGUGGAUAUUGAUGAGUGUAAACAGGGAACACAUAAAUGUGACAAACAUGCAGAAUGCCAAAAUGCCUUGGGGAAGUAUCUCUGCAAGUGCCACUCUGGAUAUCACGGCGAUGGGAAGACUUGUCAAGAGUUGGAGACCACAUCGCCAUGGGUGACGACCGGUAGCCCUGCUGAUGUCACCACCCGGCACCACAACAGUAACUCAAUAGAGAGCUGCCCCUCCACCCACGACUCCUACUGUCUGUACCAGGGUGUCUGCUUCUACUUUCCUGAAAUGGAGUCCUAUGCUUGCAAUUGUGUAGCAGGCUACGUGGGGGAGCGUUGUCAGUUCAGUGACCUGGAGUGGUGGGAGCUGCAGCAGGCUGAGGAGGAGAAGAGGAGGAACGUGGUCAUUGCCGCCUGCAUGGUGGUCCUCGUUUCCCUGCUCUCCAUCGCUGCCUGUGUCACCUACUGUUACGGAACUAGAAACUUCUUCCACAAACAGCCCUCAGAGGAUAGCGUGAGCGAGACCAGCGUGACAGAUGAGAGCAUGUCAGAGACCACCACAACCAGUGUGCCGCGGUUCUCCAUGGUAGCAGAAAAUGGUGUGGAAGGAAUGGUGAUCCCUGCAAUGGGCUGUCCCAGGAGAGCUGUCUGUCCAUCCUGCUCUUCAGAAACAGGCAACAACCUUGUGUCUGAAGAGUUGGGAAGAUUGUCACAGCACAACAGAGGGUAUGAGUGUUCCAUGGUGUCAACUGUUGCCAUGGAGACCGCACAACCCACUGUCCAUCAAUCAAGUCCGUCACUGUCAAGCUCAUACACUUGUACGUCCAUCAAGCCACCACUGUUCUCCCAGACUCCCAGGCCAGAGUCCCCUGCCUCCUAGAUUACCAGAGAGACCGACACAGCUGUUCAGUUAAAACUGUGCACACUCUUAACAUCUGGCUGAUGUACCAAGAAAUGAAAGAAAUGCCACCGCAGCGGUUACCUACCUAAAGGUUAUUUGUUGCAUUUUUGCAUGAACAAAUAUUGUGUUUGCAACGCUCAUCUGUAAAUUUUUAUUACACAUACAAUUUACUAAUGCCACACCAGAUCAAUGAAAGCUAUUGUAAACACAAUAAUCUGGUAGCAUAGAAAAUGAUAUUACAAGAUGUAGUGAGAGCAAUAUGUUUGACACAGAAAAAACUCUGGCUAGUUAGCACGACAAAGGAAAAGAGCGUCUUGUGCAUAAAGUCCACCAAAAGUGAUGCAAGGUAAAAAGAAACAAUAGUUAACACACUUAGUUAACCUAAAAGCAAAGACCUAGCAAAAAUGUUUUAUGACGACCCAUUUUCCAAAAUACAGUAUUUAGAAUGAAACUCUUCCCUGCAUCAACAUUUACCUAAUACUAGCUGACAACAGAAUAUAUUAUGUCAUGUAAAAUACAUACAGUAUGUACAGUAGCCUAUGUCUUUCUUACAAAGUUCCAAAGUAGAUAUAAGUAUAGUAUCAGAUUAUCAAGUGUUGCAAAAGAUAAUGAAGGCAAAAAUAUAGAAAACUAAUCACAUAUACAAACAAGCAAACAAAAACAAUAAAAUCUGGACAUCAUUUUGACAAAAAAAAAACAACUGCUUCCAUUGCUUGCUUUUGAAAAUAAAUUAUUAAAGAAUAAAGUACCGCUUGUCAAGUUAUCAUGGGCCAUCUAAGAAAAACAACUUACUUUCGGUCUAGCAAAAAGCAUAAAGACUGGUCUAGCAUAAACACUAGGAACUUAAUUCACAUUUUAGUUUAAAGUCAAGUCAAUUUUGGGUUACACGUUACUUGAAGGUAGCUACAUAAGAGUGACAUGACGCUGUCACGAACGUGUCAUAAACAUUUCAUAAACAAGUCAUAAACGUUUAUGACAUAAAGCUUCUUUUAGUAAGUGUCAUUUGGUUUUUGUCAUGUUAGGGUUAGGGUUCAUGUGUCAUGACUGUGUCAUGACAGUGUCAUGUCACUCUUAUGUAGAUACCUUCAAGUAAAGGGUUACCCAAUUUUGUUUAGCUCAAAAUCACAAAUUUACCUCAUGUGUUUUGGAUGUUUUAGUCAUCACAACAAUUAGCUUUGCUCACGAUGGGCUUGCCUACCAAACUAGUUGUACUCCGCAGGGUGUUUUGAAUAUUCUUUUUGUAUUUCGGCUACCACUAAAUAAUUGACGUUGGCCACAUCACUUUUAUGUUUUCCCCAUUUGUUCUUUUAUUUCAUGGAAUAGUUGGAUGUGAGAGGUCUUCUUUUAAGGGUGUUGUAUUGUAAACGCCACGAGGGGCUUUGAUGGGUGCAGUGUACUCUGGCUCAACAGAUGUACAUUGCUGGGAUAAAGCCUGACAUCCGGUGUUUCUUUCAUGCGCCAGAUGUCCCUUCCUCUAUCUCCACUAUCUAUUUAGCACAUUUAGCCGUUGCUGCAUCUAGGGCUUAGUGCCGUCCAGGAUGGUUGUGAUUGGUUUAAAAGAAAUACAAACAAGCCAGGGGCCUUAUUAUAUCUGAACAAGAAAAAUGAUGGUAAUAUUUGUAUGAAAAACACAACCCCCUUCCAGAGUUGUCAUUCACACUAUAUUCAAUUGUCUGGUUAUGUAUUCCUUUCAGCCCGUGUACUAUAACUGUGAUUACCAAAUGGCAAGAUGAGGCUUGCUUUUAUUUCCAUCAAUAAAAUAUAUAUUCCCAAAAAA
Perca fluviatilis (European perch) is the source of this 5719-nucleotide messenger RNA. RefSeq names its product epidermal growth factor (gene egf). Gene Ontology annotation, molecular function: calcium ion binding. NCBI's taxonomy places the organism in Eukaryota, Metazoa, Chordata, Actinopteri, Perciformes, Percidae. The coding region runs from base 418 to 3921 and encodes 1167 amino acids. The transcript is spliced from 24 exons. The record is from RefSeq and is a predicted model, not a curated record.